CUGUCCACAGUUGUCAAUCGCUUGGUUGCUUUACUUCAAUGUCGCGAGUGGAAUUACUAUCUUCAGGUGGUCUCCGAUUGGACAAUAGAAGACCAUACGAGUUACGGUCGAUCGAUUUCAACAUUUUACCGAAUCCACCCGUUGGAUGUGACUCAGUGGCAAGGGUCGAGCAUGGUCUUACGAAGCUGAUAGGGUUCGUUUCCGGACCUAGAGAUUCUGUCGAAUCCAACCGGACCGUCGCAACAACUCUCGGCAAUCCUACCUCAAAUUCAGCCUCAUCAAAUCUCAACAAUAACAAUAAUAAUCAGAAUGGAUCGAUCUCCGUUCACAUCUCAACAACACCCUUUAGCUCAAUCGAUCGGAAGAAAAUCGGAAGAUCGGAUAAAAAAUUCGCCGAUCUCGCUCAAGCUAUUCAAAAUACCUUCGAACCUGUUGUGAUGCUACAUCUUUACCCUAGAAGUACAAUCGAUAUCUAUGUUCAAGUUCUCCAACAGGAUGGAGCUCUCCUUCAGGCAGCAAUCAAUGUCACUACCCUAGCACUCAUUGGUGCCGGCGUAUCUAUUUCUGAUUACGUUCUUUCAGUGUCAGUUGGAGCACUAUCAACACCCUCGUGUCCUCUCUUGGAUCUCACAAAUAGCGAACAGACAGAUCUACCGAACCUCACGAUUGCUGUCCUGCCACGAACUCAGAAGCUCACCCUCCUCCAAUUAGAUACACGGAUCAACAUACUGACAUUCGAAUCCCUUCUGGAAAUCGGUCUGGAGGCUUGCCUGGUUCUUCAGCUCGAAAUGGAUCGAGAGGUUCGGCGAUGGGCCACUUUACUCAACUCUUCAAUUCAUAACUCCCUUGACUAUAAAUCUCACUCUGCCCAAGGUCCUGUUGCCGAUCAAAAUCCACAGAUCAUGAUGAUAGAUUGAAAUACAACGAAGAAGAAUCUAUCUGGAUAAACUGAUGGGGUGCUUGAAUCCCAUCCAAAUUAUGUUCCACUCAAACACAUUAAAAUUGGUUGAGUGUAACCCAGUUGAAGGGGUAUCCAACCCACCCACCCAAUUAUGAUGGCAGUGUACAAUUUUCCUAGUCUGUAAGGUAGAGAAGAAGACAUGAAAAAAUGAAUA
Molecule: messenger RNA, 1115 nt
Organism: Puccinia graminis f. sp. tritici CRL 75-36-700-3
Lineage: Eukaryota; Fungi; Basidiomycota; Pucciniomycetes; Pucciniales; Pucciniaceae
Exons: 3
Coding region: 39-917 (292 amino acids)
Biological process (GO): nuclear mRNA surveillance; U4 snRNA 3'-end processing; rRNA catabolic process
Cellular component (GO): nucleolus; cytoplasmic exosome (RNase complex); nuclear exosome (RNase complex)
Source: RefSeq, a predicted model, not a curated record